UGCCAAGCUUCCAAUCGUGUUGAAAUAUGCGUUCCACAACCUUUAUAGUUAUUUUGGUAUUGGCUCUCUCCCUCUACCCCUACACUGCUGAGGCCCAAAACUGUGCCUGUAGUGAGAGGGGUGGCCCUGUUUGUGGUAUUUUACGUCGUGGUCGACGAGAAAUAAGAUGCACCUUUAGGAAUCUCUGUAGAUUGGUGAGACGUCGCUGUGCCACUCAAGAACCAUGGAGAUCUACACCUGGAUCUUGCGCUAGAGAGUCUGUUGAGUGUGGAAGAAUUAGUGGCCGCUGA
Molecule: messenger RNA, 290 nt
Organism: Musca domestica (house fly)
Lineage: Eukaryota; Metazoa; Arthropoda; Insecta; Diptera; Muscidae
Exons: 2
Coding region: 27-290 (87 amino acids)
Source: RefSeq, a predicted model, not a curated record